This is a messenger RNA of Colletotrichum higginsianum IMI 349063, 324 nucleotides long. RefSeq lists its product as uncharacterized. The record is from RefSeq and is a predicted model, not a curated record. The coding region runs from base 1 to 324 and encodes 107 amino acids. NCBI's taxonomy places the organism in Eukaryota, Fungi, Ascomycota, Sordariomycetes, Glomerellales, Glomerellaceae. The transcript has a single exon.
AUGCGUCUCUUGCUGUCAACAGCCUUCUUUGUUACCCUUCUCUUUCUGGGGACUCUUGCCCGCAGUGCUGCAGUCGACGACAAUGCUGUAGCAGGAGUAUCUGAGCGCUCAGGUAUCUCAGAUGCGAUUGAGCCCCGAGCAAGGCGGCCGAAGUUCAAGAACCCUCUCAGCGGCAAGGGCAAUAAAGGCAGCAAGAAGAAGGACAGGAAGAAGAAUAAGAAGAAGAAGUGCAGGGGCCAGCCCGGCCAGCCCGGAGACGAAUCCGACUCCGACACGGAAGACUGCCCGACCUCGACGAGGCCGUUGGCCCGACCAACCUUGUAA